Messenger RNA from Symbiodinium natans, 1113 nucleotides. Lineage: Eukaryota; Dinophyceae; Suessiales; Symbiodiniaceae. The record is from the annotation of a GenBank genome assembly.
AUGGAGGCAACGAGCCAUGGAGAAGUCCUCUGGCUGCCAUUUCAGACCGAGCAGAAAGUCCUCUGCCUGCGUAUGGUUCCUGACUCGCCCCUGCUGUCCUCGGCCGCUCAGAUCUUGGAUUCCUGCAUGGGUUUGGAAACGCUGAAGAGCCGGAUGGAAGCCACAGAGCACGACGUCACAGGCUACGUUUUGCCAAUCCUCCGGCAUGCAGGGAAAUGGCACAACGAGACCUGCGCACUAAUGCUCGAGCUUGAUGAUGUAAGAGCUAUUGGUAUGGGCUCUAACAUGAAGAUCAGGAAGCGCGUCACUUGGCUCGCAAUGGCCUUGGCCUACAUCGUAUCCGCAGGUCAAAGUCGGCAAGGCACCCGCCGGGAGGAAGUCUCCCGCCUCGUGAACGGCUUCGGCCUUGAUGCCCUGGCCACGGAGGCCUGGAGCAACAGACGUUCUGCUUUGAAUUAUCCGACCUUGGAUUGCCCAACCCAGACCUUGCACCCCGGCCCGGCCACGGCCCCAACCUAUGGCGCUGCACCUGUCUCGGCACCUGUUUCGGCACCUGUCUCGGCACCUCCGGCCAGCGUCCAAGAACUGCAGCAGAUGGCCCGACAGCUGGGCGCCUCUGAGCCCAUUGUCCAGGACCCUUUCAUGGGCGUGGACCCUGUCCUAUCCAGCGUCAUGUGCAUGGCCUGCACCAAGCACUUUACGGAUGGGCAUCUGACGAACCGGAAACAUGUGAAUUACCGUGAGAAUUUCAUGGCGACGAUGCAGUGGAUCCGCCAAGAACAGAAGCUGUGCAACGCCUUGCUCCACGAGACGGAGCAGAGGGCGGGCCCUCGGCUUCCACAGCAGCCGGUGGCACCAGCGCACAGGGCGCCAGCAGCACCCGCCGAUGCUCAGGCCGACGGUUUUUGGGACGAGACACUGCCAGAAGAGCCACCGGCCUCCUGGGAGGAGCGAGCCGAAGCCAGAGAAGCCAGAUGGAAGGACAUCGCCUUGCCACCGACUCCCACAUUGGAGCAGAACUUUGACUUCGCUGCGUGGCUGGUUCCUGAGUUGCGAAACAUCUACCAAGAUGUGAAAGUCUUUAAUACCCCCCUUGGUGUCGAGGAAUGCUGA